AUGGAGGGAUCGGCGACAGAGGGAAAUCACGGAGGCGAUCCCCGCGCCAAGCAUGCCGCAACCAAGGAGUCCGAGGCGGCGGCAACGCAACACCAUCUGACGCUGCUCCAGCCGACCGUGGUCGAAGUUUCUGCAGCCGUGCUGGAUAAGGACGAGGUGGGGGAGCACGAGUCGGUGGGGCCGGUCGGUGGCUCUCCACCUUCUGGUGGACGGGGGAGGUGUAGGCAGAGGAAGAGCGAUGGGGAGGACGAUUAUGACACCGCCGUGCCCGGGGACCUUAUUACGCGGGCGAAGAGGCGGCAGAGGACAGGUAGUGCUGACGACGCCGGAGGCGCGGCAGUUGGGACACCGCGAGGCGCCAAGGAAGCUAGUGGCAAGGCGAGCGGUCAAGCAUUGCGCCAGAAGGGCCGACCCGCAGCAAGAAAAGCAUCCGGCGGAAGGAGAGGCAAGAAAGCAGCGACGAGAACAAAGCCAAAACGGGGCGAUGAAGACCCCGGUGAUGCGGAGGAGGAGGAGGAUGAGGAGGAGGAUGCGGAGGGAGAGGAUGAAGAGGAAGCGGAGGAGGAUGACGCGGAUGUUGGGGAGGGUGAAAAAUAUGAGAAGGAUGGUGGGGAGGACGAAGAGGAGAAGGAGGAGGAGGAGGAGGAUGAGGAGGAGGAGGAGGAGGAGGAGGAGGAGGAGGAGGAGGAGGAGGAGGAGGAGGAGGAGGAGGAGGAGGAGGCAGAGGAGGAGGAGGAGGAGGAGGAGGAGGAGGAGGAGGUAGAGGAGGAGGAGGAGGAGGAGGAGGAGGAGGAGGAGGAGGAGGAGGAGGAGGAGGAGGAGGAGGAGCAAGGUGACAACGAGGAGGAGGAUGUGGAGGAGGAGGAGGAGGAGGAGGAGGAGGAGGAGGAGGAGGAGGAGGAGGAGGAGGAGGAGGAGGAGGAGGAGGAGGAUUUGGCGCCAGUGAUGGGACGAGGCGGGCGUGGCAGACGGGUGAGUGGUACAGGGAAGGAGGGGGGCCGGACUCGCCCUUCCCGAAAACGCGGGGCAGUUGACGCUGCGCGCGGCGAAGCAUCGGGCAAACCGAAUUCGCGUAAGGUGAAGGUAAAAAGCAAGGGAGCCAGGGAGCAAAAGGGGAUGGAGGAGGAAAGGGUGGCCGCACCAAAGGGGUUCCAGGCGGUCUCCCCUCUCGCCGAUCUUUCGCGCGGGCAUCAGGCAGGCAGUUAUGCCAAUCCCUUCCCUGAGCUCCCCUUUUCCCGCCAGCGUGAUGGUGUGAGGGCACACGGGACUGCUGCAGAAGACGUUGAUCCCCUUGGCCAGAGGGGGGAUUCUUCACACCCUUUUCCUCCGCUCAUGGGUGCCCUAGGUGAAAGUGCGGAGCACGAGCAUUUUGUUACACGGGAGGAGUUCCAGGCGCUGCGGUCUGAGAUGUAUGCCAUGUUUGCACAGCUUGGCCUGCGUCGUGGAGUACCUGCCAGCUAUGCCGGCGGGUCGGCAGCCCUGCCUAUGGCUGGUACCCCGCCGCCGAUGAGCGCCGUGGACAAGGCACGAGUGCUAGUGUUGUAG
Closterium sp. NIES-65 is the source of this 1545-nucleotide messenger RNA. The record is from the annotation of a GenBank genome assembly. NCBI's taxonomy places the organism in Eukaryota, Viridiplantae, Streptophyta, Zygnematophyceae, Desmidiales, Closteriaceae.